UUGUCCAUCUCGCUGACCUCCCCUCUAUCCCCUGUGGGGACCCCCUCUCCCCCCAUCUGCUGUUUAAUGCUGCCGCCCCCUCGACAAUGAUACCAUGUAUUAACUGGCUGCAGCCUUUCCUAGCCUUGAUAUCUUCCACUCUGCUUACGCGGGGUCUCAAUUGUCCCUCCAGCUGUGUGUGUCCAGACCACCACACUGUGGACUGCACCGGGAAAGGGCUCACCAGAGUUCCAGACUCCAUCCCUCUGAAUGUUCGCCGGCUCCUGCUUUCCAACAACUGGAUUCCCUGGAUCCCUUAUGACUUUUUGGUCCUCUACAGCGAUCUGGUCUAUCUGGACCUGAGGAAUAACUCCCUCUCCCAGCUGGACCCAGGCACCCUGAGCACCUCCUCUAGAUUAGUGUUUUUGGACUUGGGGAGCAACAACCUGUCUGAAAUUACCUCUGAAACGUUUGGGGAGUCUAGGAGUCUGAUCAAACUGCGAGUGGGGAACAACCCCUACCUCCACAUGGUGGGCAGAGAUGCUUUUAAAGGGCUGACUUCUUUGAGGGAGCUGGAGCUGCAGAGGAACGCUCUCUCAGCUCUGGACGUUGUGGUCCUGGAAUCCCUGCCCUCCCUGAGGAUGCUGCGUCUGGAGGGCAAUCCCUGGCACUGCAACUGUCACUUUGCCAAACUGUUUGUAUGGCUGUCAGAGAACAGCCACAAGCUCCUAAAGGGUCUGGAGGGGAUAGAGUGCUCCCUGCCUCUGGAUGGCCGGCGUGUUCCCCUGAGCUUACUGUCUGAAGAGAGUUUUCGGGAGUGCCGUGGGACCCUCACCCUAACUGACUACCUCAUCGUCAUCUUCUCCGGUAUCUCCGUCUCAGUGGCGGCCAUCAUCACCAGCUUCUUCCUAGCUUCCACAGUGCACUGCUUCCAGAGACUCAGCAAAGGCAGCAAAGCAGAUGAGGAAGAAGGCAAUGACUGAUGGAAACUCUUCAAUGCCAGACGAUCCCCAAAUGAGGAAAUGUAUUUUGCCAGGUCUCCAUCUUCCAUGCAGGGAAUGACAUCUUUGUCAAUCUGUGAAAUUAUCAAAAUAAAUGUAAGUUGUUUUACUCUCACAAUAACAAAAAGAUAUGACUAAAGCUCAGAGUUUGUGACUGCUGUAUCUAUAUGUUGUGUGUGUGUGUGUGUGU
Molecule: messenger RNA, 1170 nt
Organism: Eleginops maclovinus (Patagonian blennie)
Lineage: Eukaryota; Metazoa; Chordata; Actinopteri; Perciformes; Eleginopidae
Gene: lrrc38a
Product: leucine rich repeat containing 38a
Exons: 3
Coding region: 87-962 (291 amino acids)
Cellular component (GO): voltage-gated potassium channel complex
Molecular function (GO): voltage-gated potassium channel activity; potassium channel activator activity; transmembrane transporter binding
Source: RefSeq, a predicted model, not a curated record